This is a messenger RNA of Notolabrus celidotus (New Zealand spotty), 605 nucleotides long. It is a transcript of the gene smim24, whose product is annotated as small integral membrane protein 24. The record is from RefSeq and is a predicted model, not a curated record. The transcript is spliced from 3 exons. Bases 70 to 351 code for a protein of 93 amino acids. Lineage: Eukaryota; Metazoa; Chordata; Actinopteri; Labriformes; Labridae.
CACUUAGGUGUGUGCGAGCUGAAGGUCCAGUCUUGCUUUACUCUGUUGACUUGGUCUGUUUUUUUCAGGAUGAAUCUGUUUUUUCCAUUGUUGUGUGUGCUCCUAUCUGCCAGCAGCUCAGCUGACAAAGGUGUGAAGAAUGGUAUUCGAGUAGAAGCAGGAUCUAAGUCAGGGACUCUUCAGCCCUGGCUGGUGGGUCUCACAGCUGUAGUGGGCUUCCUCUUCAUCGUCUUCACCAUCUUGAUUGUUCACAGACUUCUCAGGAAGAACAGGAAGAAUGGAGACGGAAGUGGAUAUGAACACAAGGUCCUGGAGGUGGAUGACAUUGAAAAUAAACAAACCAGUCUGUAGUAACUUAUCAGGGGAUCAACAUUCUGCAAUUAAAUGGAAGUCACCUGCUUACUUAUGACAAGUGUCUCAGUGCCCUUUCACUAUUCCCACAAAUGUAGGUGGAUUUAAUAAACUUCUGUUUUGAAAGUCCAGUAUGUAUAUAUAUUUUAAGCCAUGAUUUCACUGAUUCACUAAUCUUAUUUGUCCUCUGUUGAUCUUAUUCCUUAAAGAGAUGUAAAAAAUCAAAAUAGAAACAUUGUAUUUGCUCUCCAUGA